GUCCCUCGAAGGGCAACCCUCUAAAACUCACUCUCGCUCAUAUCCAUCAUCUACAAUACCCCACUCUCUCUCACUUCACAUUUCUUUGCAACUAUGUCUGCUGACGAUCGUCAUCCCGCCUCCCUCAUUCCUGUUCGACUGCACGAACCCGCCCUGGUGGACCUCAUGCGCCAAAGGAUCAACCUGGACAUGGUCUCACACAUUGCCCAGCAAGCCGUUCGGGUGAUCAACCUUGGUGACGACUCGGAACUGUUCCCGACUCCUCCUCACACGCCGGAAAAGGCGUCCCCGAGUCAGAGCGAACGUUCACUUUCUCCUCGUCUUCCAACCCUAAACGACUUUAUCAUCAUCCUUGUGCACAACUCCAGAGUACAGAUCCCGUCCCUGCUGACCACCCUCAUCUAUCUCGAGCGCCUUCGCAACAAGCUGCCUCGGAUGGCAAAAGGUAUGCCCUGUACUAGGCAUCGUGUCUUUUUGGCCACUCUCAUCGUUGCUUGCAAGUACUUGAACGACUCAGCGCCCAAAAACAAACAUUGGGCGGAGUACGCUGGGAAUAUGUUCGACCCCGCGGAGAUCAACCUCAUGGAGAAACAGCUACUCUUCCUCCUCGACUAUGAUCUGAGAUUCAAUGAACAAGAAGCCAUUGCUCAUUUCUCGCCGUUCAUGCCAAGACUCUCUCCUACAGCCAAGGAAGCUCGUGCUGCUGCAGUCAGCUGCGCUAAGGCUCGUGUCCAGGCAGCGGUCUCCAUGCCACCUACCCCUCCUCAUGAGUCCCUCGAAGUGUCUGCUCCUUCUUCUGCUCCUCUGUCUGGUGUACAGAAUCUUGUCAAACGGUUCUCUUCCACCUACCUUAGCGUCUCAGGCAACGUCUCCGACCGUCCUCGUCCUAUUUCUCGUGCUUCAUCUUCAAGCACCCUGGAUAGUGAGGGUACUAGCGAGGAUUCCGAGUCUGAUUGGACAACCUCCGACAGCGCUGAGUAUUCACCUACGUCGACAGAGGCCUCCUCUAUCUACGAAUGUGAAGUGGAAAUGGACGAUGCCAAGGGCGAAGAUCACCCGCAGCAGAGAAUCUCUAUGCAUCCUGCGUCGAGGCAAGGUCGUAAAGUUUCAACGACUUCGACAUGCACUAUUACCUCGGAUUCGACAAUUGUGAGCGGAGGUUCUGAAGUUCGUCACCCAUCGGUCAAAGGCAAGCUGUCUCCCCGCAUAGGCUUAGGCAGAGGCUCCGGGUUCAGAACCAAUUCUUCCGGUGCUAGCGGUAUCCCUCGCAGCUCUACGUCUAGUCUGGGUACUUCCUCUGCUAGCUUCCUUAGUCGUAUGUGGGGUGCCGCACUCAAAGGCCACUCGCAAGACAAGAAGGACGGUCAAGAGGGAUCCGAACCUCUUGAAAGCUCUGGCACAAGUAGCUCCUUCCGCCGUUUGGCGCACUCGAGGUCUUCUGUUCUUCGCAGUCAACAAAAUAAGGCUAUUGAUGCCUAGGGAUAUGGUGGUUUGAUCAUUACGUUGCAUGAUGCCACUCCUUUCUUUUACGAUCUUUUCUUCUUUCACUG
Messenger RNA from Somion occarium, 1550 nucleotides. NCBI's taxonomy places the organism in Eukaryota, Fungi, Basidiomycota, Agaricomycetes, Polyporales, Cerrenaceae. The record is from the annotation of a GenBank genome assembly.